Molecule: messenger RNA, 4424 nt
Organism: Fusarium verticillioides 7600
Lineage: Eukaryota; Fungi; Ascomycota; Sordariomycetes; Hypocreales; Nectriaceae
Exons: 3
Coding region: 70-1680 (536 amino acids)
Biological process (GO): amino acid transmembrane transport
Cellular component (GO): membrane
Molecular function (GO): amino acid transmembrane transporter activity
Source: RefSeq, a predicted model, not a curated record
CAAAAAGAUCUGGUGUUCCUUGGCGGAUGGAACAUCUCUCCUCUCUCCACAUUCUCUGCUGAUAUCAACAUGACGUCUAAUAAGGGUCUUGACGUUGAUGCUAUUCAGGCUGCUCCGCCCGUGGUGCAGAACCAUGAUACCGAUGAUGAGAAGCCUGUUCUCAACACGGGAGGUCACGGGCCUACGCAGCGAAGGCUGAAGGACUAUCACAUCACUUGGAUUGGUCUUUGCAGUGGUAUUGGUACGGGUCUGUUUAUUGGAACUGGUUCGGCUUAUGCCAGUGCCGGUCCUGCUGGCCUGCUUCUGGCGUACAUCGUCGUUGGCGCCGUUCUUUGGUGUGUUAUGCAGAGUAUCUCUGAGCUCGCGACACUGUUUCCUACUGCUGGUUCAUUCCCUCACUGGGCCACUCGUUUCAUUGACCCUUCAGUCGGCUUCUCACUCGCCAUCUCAUACGGUUACUGCUACACCAUCGCCAUUGCCUCUGAAUGCUCAGCCGCCGCCGUUCUCGUCAGCUACUGGACCGAUCUCACUCCCGCCGUCGUCAUCACCAUCAGUCUGGUUCUCAUCCUAUGGAUCAACUUGAUGAGCGUCCGAUUCUUCGGUGAGACUGAAGUCGUCACUGGUGGUAUCAAGGUCCUCUGCUUCCUCGGUCUCGUCAUUGUCGCGAUUGUCAUCACCGCUGGCGGUGGCCCCAAUCACAAGUCCAUUGGCUUCAAGUACUGGAACAACCCUGGUGCUUGGGUCGAUUACAACGGCAUUACUGGCUCAACUGGACAUUUCCUCGGCUUUCUCUCUGCUUUCGUCAAUGCUUCUUUCUCUUUCGUUGGUGUUGAGACCGUCGUCAUCACCGCCGCCGAGUCCGUCAACCCUCACAAGGCUAUCCCCAAGGCCGCCAACCGCGUCACCUAUCGUAUCGGCUUCUUCUAUGUUCUUGGAGCGCUCUUGAUCGGACUGAUCGUCGAUCCGCGCAAUGCUGACCUAGUUUCUGGGUCUGGCAACGCUAAAAGCUCCCCAUGGGUCAUCGCCAUCCAGACCGCUGGUAUCAAGGUCCUCCCUUCCAUCGUCAACGCCUGUAUCCUUGUCUCUGCCUGGUCUGCUGGUAAUUCUUACUGCUGGGUUGGCUCACGUAUGAUCCUCGCCAUGACCACCGAUCGACAGCUCCCUCAGUUCUUCGCCCGCACCACCAAGAACGGUGUUCCUUACGUGGCUGUCAUCACAGCCUGGUUGUUUGGACCCUUGGCUUACUUGAGUCUUGGUUCUGGUGGCGCUGCUCAGGCUUUCUCUUGGCUUCUGAACCUCAGCACAGUCGCAGGCCUCAUCGCAUGGGGAACACUCUGCUUCUGCUACAUCCGCUUCUAUCGCGCCAUGAAGGUGCAAGGCAUCGACCGUAACACCCUCCCAUGGAAGGCCCCUUGGCAACCCUACACUGCCUGGUUCGGAGGCAUUGGCUCUAUCGUCAUCACGCUCGUUGCCGGAUUCCCUGUCUUCCUCAAAGGCAACUGGAAGACCGCUGAUUUCGUUGCUUCUUACGUUGGCAUCCCAAUCUUCAUCGUUCCCAUCAUCGCCUGGAAGCUUUAUUACCGCACCAAGGUUCUGCGAGCCCACGAAAUCGACUUGUGGUCUGGUCGUUUAUCCGACGAUGCCAUCUCAGCCCAUGACACUGAGCGGGAGCAUGUUUAAGUACUGUCCUCGCGUAUCACGGAUUCUCAAAAGCUCUUGCAUGGAAUUAUGUUUCGAGGCCUUACUGCGUUACACUUAUAGACCAUACUUAGAAUUAAUCAUCAGCAUUGGAAGCGUAUAUAGAAAAGCGAUAUCAACCAAAUAGAAUUGGACUUUCUGGCUUGACCCUCUUACGGGACUUCGUUGCAUGAUAGCCAGCGACGAGCAUCUUAAUUGCGUAUCUAAAAACGGCGCUUUGCUGAUGCGCGCCAGUGAACGACCAAUCUAGCUUCAAUCUACUGCCAAACAAUUCCCUGCUCAAAAUCGACCUGCUCUGGUGUAGUGGCAGUAGGACAUAAUAUCACAAUACCAUUCUCUUUAUCCUCUUGGCCUGGAAUUGGAUGAUCAAUGUUGAGAUCAGCCAUCAUCACUUCGACCUGAGCAAGUUAGCCAAAUCGCAAAGCCAGCAGUCAAAGUCACAACUUACCUUUCCAGCAGUCUCUUGAUCAACGCCAGACGCUCUCAACGUCUGCGCUAGUCGAACAGCUAAAGAGGCUGCAAACAUAUUGUUCUUCCCUACUUCCACCAUGACAGUCAUGAGAGCUGUAAAGUUGGCCUCGCUUUGAAGGUCACCAUUCGUGAGGAAGUCUGACAAGAAGAAUGAGGCCGCAAUGAAUGACGCAAAUGAGACCAGCGGGUUGCGGAACCUGGUAUUCAGAUCCGUGACCAGGGCCACAGUAAUCAUGAUUUGAACAGCUGAUUCCAUCACUCUCGCUUUCGUAGUAGGUAGUGCAGCCAUAUCCACCUGCGAUCUUGUCAACGCAGAUUGAUGAAUACAUAUCAGGGCCGUAUGUAACUGAAGAUUGAUGAGCACAGCUUCAGGGCUUUCCAUGUUCUCUGGGCACCUGAGAUCUAACGGCAAUGUCGCAAACGCAUUCGUGACUGCUUCAUCGAGCUGUUGGAGUUGGUGCCAGUCGUUGUUGUCCUUGUCUUCUUCGACAUUUCUGGAGAAGUUGAAGCACUCGUUAAAGAGAUGGACAGCGACUACUCUGCAGGCGCUUGUAGAGAGCUCAUACAUACCCUGUCCUAGGGCUUGUCUCAGAGUCAGCGUGGCUAUUGGGGUAUUUGAUAGCAAUGCAUCGAUGGAUGAUGGGAGUCGUGUUUGUAUCUAGCUUGGUCAGAUACGAGGAUCAAACUUUGGGGGGUUGGCUGCACUCACGCUCUUCCAGUCCAUCAUGGUUGGCCAUCCGCCUGUGCUACUUGUGAUACGAUCAGUCGUGAAAAUGACCCAGAAAGUCUUUCUGCGCUCUUCCUCCUCGGUGAAGUCCAACGCAAUCGGGAGUGUGAGGCCUGCUGCAUUCUUCCCGUCUAGUCGGUGCAGCCCAAGGAUUUGGGCUAACCUGAUAGCUCUGGCUAUACUCAUUGAUGCUCGUGAGAACCAUAGAUGCUGCGCUUCGAAAUGGCUUAUGAGAACCCAAGCUUGGCAAUGCGACAGGGAUAUCUGAUCACUGUCGCUCUGAUUUGGUCAAUGUCAUGCUGGAGAGAUCGCUCCUAGGAUAGCUUACCUUCAUUUCAUCAGCUUGGAUGUACUGGCGCGCUCUCACAUAGAAUGCCUCAGCCAUAUGUUUGUAAGUAGGCGAUGCGCUUGCUCCAGCGGCUAGGAUGGCAUACUGCAGGCACAUUGGUGGCUGCAUAUGAGCGGGCCGGUAGAGUGAUGCAAUGUAUCUCUCGCCAUGGAUCAUGAAAGAGUCGGACUGAAGUUUGGUAAAGUAUAUGGACGUUCUGUCAACUUUGAUUAGCCGUUGGCCUCCAUAAGGCCUUUGUGAGGCUUACAGUUCAUCCACUAAAUGAGGAGGCGGCAGGCCCUCGAAUCGGCCAGUGUCGACGAGUUCUGUGCUGGUACUGGAUGGCUGCAAUUCCGGUGGACUGCUCUGGGCUUCUAAUCUGGCCUCCAAGUCUCCUACAAACACUGUCAAUGACCUGAGUUUCAGUGAAGCUGUCUCCACUCCCACUCACGGAUGCGACUCUGCAUAUCCCGAAGUCGCGGUCUGUUGGCGGGAUUAAUAACCGGCUUCUUCCUCGCCGAGGGAUAAUCGCAGACCUCGCCAAUCUUGACGCAUCGGCCACAGAUUGGCAACACCCUAUUACAUUUCAACUUGCGCACUCUGCAUCGCUGGCACGACCACGGCGACAGCGGGCCCAGGUCAGAUUCGGAGCUUGAGGGCGCCUGUGGCGAUUGGGAGUGAGAUUGAGAUUGAGAUUGAGAGGGUGACACGGACAUGGUUUAGUGGCGUCGGCGGGGUACGUCUUGGCGAGCAGGACCUGAUAACGAAGGCCUAUAACAGGCGCUGAGCUAUCGCUGCAAGAUCGAGAUGGGAGGUCAAGACUAUGUUUUGUUUCGGGGGAAGGGAUAGAGACUAAGGUUUGUUUGAUCAGGAUACUUUGCUCUCUGCUCUCUGACUUCCAUGAGCUGCGGGGAGAAUGUCAGCAUGCCUUCCUGUUUUGGGUUACUCUGGAUUCCUACGAUGAUGUCUCUCUUAUCUUAUCUCCCAACGGCCAUACCCUAUGGUUCAGUCCAUACUAUAAGCUUAAGCCAACCUCAAAAGUCACCUCUACCUAUAGAUACAUGAUGAAACUUUUCUCUAAUCAUCACAGUCAAUUAAUUUUACCUCUCGCAACACGUUUGCAAAUUCUUGGUCCUGCUACCCACCACUUGGCUUCCACUCGUUAUCUCCAUUCAUCAAGGUUCAUCACCAAAGACACUC